GGUGUCGGGCCUCCGUCCAGCAGGAGGCGCUGUUACUCUCCACCCGCCAGCACCGCAGCACGCAGAGCCUUCCUCGGCCACUCUUCCUUACUUCUAGCUGUUGUGUUUUUUUAACACUUAACUACGGGUUUCCUUACCUAUUGCUGAAGCGCACUAAAGGUCAGUUUUGACAGUUCACUCCUCAAUGCUUUGUUUUUCGAAGUAACGUCCUUCUAAAAUAACGCCCUUUGCGCGGUGGGAGAGAGGAGAUGCUAGCUCGACCCGCGUCAGCAGAGCACUGACUGCAUAAACUGGUGUGAGGAUGAAUCCAGUUGACUGGAAUCACGCUGCGAGUGAGUCUUUGCAGAGAAGUCUGAUUCCAGAUCGCCGGACUGAGGUCAACAGUCGGGGGGUCGACUCAAUCACCAGUGAGGAGUGGCGCACUUUUUGCAGAUAUGCAAGACGCACUGUUGAUGAAGCUCAAAGCUUGGUGGGAGGAAAUGUGGCAAGGGAGGAGCUCCGUGUUCCCUCCCGUAACUUUUACGUUAAGGACGCUGAAGUUGAGGACCCGGAUGGAGAAUCACUUGAAGUCGAUGAAGAGGAUCCAGAGCUCAAGAGAAAGCGGAAAGAGCUCAGAGAGAUAGAGGAGCAAAUUAUGUUUAAGAGAGCUGCUAUUGCCCUGAAAACAGUUGAACCGCUUUUAAAGAAAACAACCUCUCCAGACUUUUUCUUGAAUGAAUCGGCUACAUGCAACGUUGCCAGUCUGAAAGACCGCGUGAAUUUAAUUUUGCAACGACGUCAUCCUUCGGGAUUUCUGUCAACGGUCCGUUCACCCAAAGAGAGAAUGAACUCAUCCAGCCUGAUUAAAAAUGGUCUGCUGCGGGACGACCAUCCUCUGAAGCUCAGAGUGAAGGCACUGAUUGAGCACAGAAGAUUUAGCGAUUCAUUUUUUUUGCCAGCAAGAGAAGAGGCCCCUGACCUCACACCGCCUGCUCCCUGCCGAAGCAACUCUUCACCAGACAACGAGGAUGUCGUCCACAAGGGUUUCCAGCGUUUCCUCAGCAUUCUCAACGAAGGAGUGGACAUGGACUUCCUCAGCAGGAUUGUUAACGAUGACCAUCCAGAUCUUCCUCUAGGUGAGGAGCUCCUCAACGUUGAGGUUCCUGCUGUAGAGAGCAUGUCAGAUCCAACCUUCAGGAGAGCGAGCCAGCAAUCCGAUAGUGAAGCCUCAGUGCCGGGCUGCCAUCGGGCCAACGGUGAAGAAGGGGAAUGUGACAAGCCCAGUCAAGAGAGAUCCCUCGGUGAGAGACUUUCCCCGCCCGCUAAUGACGACGAGGAGAGGAGUCGAUCCAAGUCUCCCGCUGCAGUGAAGAAGAAAGAAGAAGAAGAAGAAGAAGAAGAAGAAAAACCAGAGGUGGACGAGCAGCGUGCACAUCUCCAGAACAUUCUUCAAUCUCUGGGGUUGAGCCUGGAAGUAGAGGAGAUGAGCAAAUUAGCAGACCGGACUCGGGAGAGGCUGUAUGGAAAGAAGCACGAAGGCAAAGGACUAGAGCAGGAGAUUCGGCAGAGGGCUCCUCAAAGACAUUACAGUAAGUCCUCCUCUUCGUCUUCCUCCUCCUCAAGAUCAAGCUCCAGAAGCAAUAGUCCGAACCCUGCUCGCCGUCGGUCCUCCCACAGCAGACAACGGUCUGAAUGCGGUCGCCGUUCGAGUGACAGGAGGGCAGAUGGACUGGCUUGCCAUGUCGGUAGCGAGGACCGCAAAGAAGAGCCGAGUUACGGGGACCACCACGAAAAAAACCCCAAAGAAAUGUUUUCUUAUCAACAAAACCAUACGUAUAGCCAGCCCGCUGCUCCUCCUGCAUUUCCACAAAACAGUUUCUACCAAAGCUGCCAGUACACUGCCUACCACAGUGGCUCCUACGGCACUGCUUCAAGUUCUCACUGGACGUCUACACAAGUUGCCACGCCGCCUUUCUUUUAUACAAGUGGGCCUCCUUAUCCACAAAACACCUACCAACACUCUCCUGCCGCUGAAGUGCCCCCUGUCGUUUGUGACCCAUAUAGACGUAUGUCUUUGAAAAAGAACCGAUUUUGGAAUCCAGAUCUGCCGGGGAGCGGAGGCCAAACUGGAUCUUUUUCAGGCAAUCGCUGCCUGCAGUUUAUCAGCACUAAGCAGCCAACCGCUGGCAGCUGUGUACAGGAACCCCCCCCCAAAAAGAAAAAGAAGAAGAAGAAGAAGAAAAAGAAUAAUAAUAAUGUAAAGAACCAACAACAAAAACCUACUGGCGUUGCGGUGCACCCUAGAAUUCAUGCCCCCCCGUAUUUGGACACAAACCUGUUCAUGAACCCAGAUCUGUCAGGGAGUGAAGGCCAAAUUGGAUUUUUUUCACGCAAAUCCUACCUGCAGACAGUCAACCCUAAGAAGCCAACUGCUGAAAGCCGUUUACAGGAACCCCCAAAAAGUCAACAAAAACAAAUGAAUAUGAAGACAAAAGUUCACUUACAGAUUGUUCAUGUACAUAAAGCAAGGAAAAAAUACAUGAAGGAACUACGAAAAUUGGCAGCAAAACAGAUGGAGGCGGAGAUGAAUACUCCACAGCCAGUUGAAGAUGACCCUGAAGCAGAGCAGUCAGGAGAACAGCGGCCGUCAACCGAGCAGUCAGGAGAACAGCAGCCGCCAACCCAGCAGCCAGGAGAACAGCGGCCGCCAACCCAGCAGCCAGGAGAACAGCGGCCGUCAACCGAGCAGUCUGGGGAACAGCGGCCGUCAACCGAGCAGUCUGGGGAACAGCGGCCGCCAACGGAAGAGGAAAUUAAAGCUAACUUGAGGAAAAAGCUUAAAGCAUUUAACCUGAAGAUGAAGCAGAAGGUGCCAGAGCCUGGUUAUCCCCUUACCUCUCCGACCGGUGAAGUGAGUAAAUCACAGUGUGAGAACACUGAUGCUGACAGGGAGUCUCUUUAUUCAUUGUAAAUGUUCUAGCUUGAGAAUGCUUUUGUUUCGUAAGCACCGAAUAAGAAAUUUGCCAAUUUUCCCACAGCAAUCAUUAACCAUUGUGUGAUUAUGCUAUUUUAUGUUAUCCGUUUACAAUUCUCCUUUUAAGCGAUUAAAACAGCAAAACGGCACAUUGAAAUCAUAUUGUAAUAAUUUAUAUAAUAUAAAAUGUUGAUUGAAAUAAAAGAUGUACAUCAUUAUUAACUGAGAUUUGCCGUUGAGUAGCGGUCAUGUGUUUUAUUCACUUUUUUUUUCUCUUGUCUAUAGAUAUGUGGCUCUUCGUGACUGAUUAUUUGAAACCGCUCUGAGACCCUACAGGCCAUGUGGACAUCAUGUGCAACAUAUAUUGUUUAUUGUUUAGUCAUAUUUCCAGUUUUUCACUGAAUCAUCUUCAAACUCUAAAAAAAUGAAAACAACAUUUAAAAAAAUAUAUUUUUAUGCCAGCAAUUCCCAUUUUGGGUUGGGUCAGGUGACUUCUGUGAAUAUUACCACUUUAUUACUGUUUUAAACAGCCUUUCUUUGUCUUGGUCCUGUAUGUAUUUGAUUAAACAAAGUAUGUUUUGCAGACUCUGUCUUAA
Messenger RNA from Gasterosteus aculeatus aculeatus (three-spined stickleback), 3549 nucleotides. RefSeq lists its product as uncharacterized. The record is from RefSeq and is a predicted model, not a curated record. Lineage: Eukaryota; Metazoa; Chordata; Actinopteri; Perciformes; Gasterosteidae.